Messenger RNA from Rhizopus microsporus ATCC 52813, 1544 nucleotides. RefSeq lists its product as uncharacterized. The transcript has 6 exons. The record is from RefSeq and is a predicted model, not a curated record. Lineage: Eukaryota; Fungi; Mucoromycota; Mucoromycetes; Mucorales; Rhizopodaceae. Bases 30 to 1544 code for a protein of 504 amino acids.
UCUCUUCCCUUUCUCUCUCUUUUUUAAAAAUGAAUUCUAGUUUACAUACUGUAGAGGGUGCUCGUAUCUUGUGUACUGCUGAUGUCCGAGGCAACAUCUCGGAAUUGAAUAAGCUUGCCAAAGAACAUGGAGCAGAUUAUAUUAUUCAUACAGGAGACUUUGGAUUUUAUGAUAGGUCCAGUUUAGACCGUAUUGGUGAAAGACCCUUAAAGCACUGGAUUCAAUACAGUACAUUGAUCCCAUCCCAAACACGUUCUCACAUAUUGAGCUGCUCGCCAGAUACGAUGUAUCGUACCUUGGAACAAUCACCUGAGACGUUGCUAUCAGAAUUUCCAAGCUUCUUGUCAGGCGAAAAACGACUGGAUGUUCCUGUCUAUACUGUCUGGGGUGCCUGCGAGGAUGUGGCUAUUCUUGAAAAGUUUAGAUCUAAUGAAUAUCAAAUCGAAAACCUCCAUAUCCUUGAUGAGGCUACCACACAUCUCCUGGAUGUCGGAGGUGUCAGUCUGCGUUUAUUUGGCUUGGGCGGUGCUGUCGUACAACAUAAAUUGUUUGAUAAUGGUGAAGGAGCAGAAACAAUCGCAGGUGGCAUGGGUGUAAUGUGGACAACCACUUUGCAGAUUGGUGAACUAGUGGAAUUGGCUAAUACUGUCUAUGACCCUACAGAAACUAGAGUCUUGGUGACGCAUGCAAGUCCUGGACGAGAAGGCCUGUUGGCACAACUUGCCUUGACUCUUCAAGUUGAUUUUACUAUUUCUGCAGGACUUCAUUUCCGUUACAAUAUCGCCUAUAAUGAAUUUGCUUGCCAACCUGACAUUGAUCAUUUCAGAGACAGAUUAAUUCAAUCACAGCAGCAAUUCAUGCAGGUGUGGGAAACAGUCAAGGAGCAAGUAGAAGAAUCAGUCGAUGAACAUCAAUACCAACUGCUUCGUAAUGCUUUGAAGGUAGUCAACCGUAUUCCUCCUUCUUCUGUAGAAACAGAAGACGUAGAUAAUAAGGAAAGAGAUGAACUUGCUUUCAAGAAUAUGUGGAACUUUAACUUACCUGAUGCAGCUUUCGGUUCAUUGGUGCUUUCUAUUAACCAAGGAAUUGUUGCUUCUGAAAUGAAAUCCUAUGGCUUGAAUUUCUCUUUCAGAAGAAAUCAACAACUACAGCAACAACAACAGCAACAGCAGCAGCAGCAGCAGCAGCAGCAACAACAGCAACAACAGCAGCAACAACAACAGCAACAACAACAGCAACAGCAAGAAAGUCAUUAUAAUACAGAUACCAUCAAAAAGAGACAAAGUGCACAGAGAAACCCAUUUACUGCCUAUGUAGGCGGUCUUUCUAAUACCACAGUGAAUGAAGAAGAUAUUCGAGAGUAUUUUGGCCGUGAAAAUGUAAAUAAUGGAAUAUGUACAAUACACAAUUUCACACACACACACACUGACUGUUUUUUUUAUAGGUUACCUUUGUUAAAUUCCCCAUUGAUCCUACGACCCAGUUACCUAAAGCGCAUUGUUAUGUUGAAUUCGUCAAUCAAGCUGCACUUGAACAAGCUUUAA